Molecule: messenger RNA, 1925 nt
Organism: Cylas formicarius (sweet potato weevil)
Lineage: Eukaryota; Metazoa; Arthropoda; Insecta; Coleoptera; Brentidae
Product: medium-chain acyl-CoA ligase ACSF2, mitochondrial-like
Exons: 9
Coding region: 109-1881 (590 amino acids)
Biological process (GO): fatty acid metabolic process
Molecular function (GO): medium-chain fatty acid-CoA ligase activity
Source: RefSeq, a predicted model, not a curated record
UUGGGUAGCUAUUUCACUUGUAGCAGGAGUCCAUAAAAUGAGUGUGUGUUUCAUUCCACAGGGUAUUUGUGUAGCGUUAUAUCUAAUCAGACUAAUAAUUUCAAUUGUAUGUCUGGAUUUGUAUCUGUUUGUCAGUUUAGUGUAAGCAGUGCUGAAAUGACGACGUACUCCUACAGGAUGGUGUCGUUUUCGCUAAAUAUAUGGUCUAGAAAUGUUAACAGCUCAAGAAAGUACGCCAAACUUAGUUACAUUCACAACGUAGGCAAAGAGCCAUUACGACCCUUAACUAUAGGGCAGUUAUUAGAACAAGCCUCGAAAACGUACGGUGACAGAGCGGCAUUAAUUUCCCGUCAUCAGCGUAAGAAACUUAGUUUUGAAGACGUACUGGAUCGGGCGGAUAGGCUAGCCGCCGGACUUACAACUGCAGGCUUAACUUACGGCGACAGAGUGGGCUUGUGGGCACCAAAUACCGAGGAAUGGUACACAACUUACAUGGCAUGUGCAAGAGCUGGUUUGCUAUUGGUAAACAUAAACCCGGCUUACCAAGCGAAAGAAAUCGAGUACUGCAUCAACAAAGUUGGAAUCAAAAGCAUCGUCUGUCCGCACAAAUAUAAGAGCCAAAAUUACUAUGACAUUUUGAACACUGUUUCGGAUGAAGUCUUCCAGAGUGAACCCGGAAAACUGGAAUGUAAAAUUAUGCCGUCUCUGAAGAGCGUCAUUGUAACCACCGAAGAAACACUAGGCGGGGCAUACACAUAUAAUGAAAUAAUGGCACUCGCAAGCACAAACUCCAUACAAAAGAUAAAGUCCAAUCAACAUUUAAUUCAAUCAGACGAGCCUUGCCACAUACAAUUCACGUCAGGUACUACUGGACAUCCAAAAGCUGCAAUACAAAGCCAUUUUCAAAUAGUGAAUAACUCCUAUUUCAUCGGAAAGAGGAACGAACUCGAUAGAAAACACCACACCAUAUGUGUACAGGUACCAUUUUUCCACGUAUACGGUACUGUCGCCACUAUUGCGGCUGGAUUGAAUCACGGGGCUACGCUAGUACUACCGUCGGCUGGUUAUGAUCCGGAUAAAUCUCUAGAUGCUAUAAGAGACGCAAAGUGCACUGUAAUCCAUGGCACCCCGACCAUGUACGUAGAUCUAGUGCACAAACAGGUAGAAAGAAAAGAACAAAUUAACCCGGAAAUUGCUAUUUCGGGAGGAGCGUCAUGCCCACCCCAACUGCUUAAAGAUAUGAAGAACAUAUUAAAAGUAGAUAAAGUCAAAUCAGUUUUUGGGUUGACAGAAACUACAGCUGUGGUUUUCCAAUCUUUAUUGACGGACGACGAGUACUUAUCGACUUCUACAGUGGGGUAUCCUCAUGACCACAUAGAAGCAAAAGUGGUCGAUCCUGAAGGCCGAAUAGUCCCUAGAGGGUCACCUGGAGAGCUAUGGACUAGAGGUUACUCCAAUAUUCCUGGCUACUGGAAUGAUCCUGACAAAACCGCAGAGUUAAUUGGACCUGACCGAUGGUUAAAAACUGGGGACCAAUUUGUUAUUGAAGAAAAUGGGUACGGAAGAGUCGUCGGUAGGCUGAAAGAAAUGAUCAUCAGGGGAGGUGAAAACAUAUUCCCGAAAGAAAUAGAAGACUUUUUAAUAACUCAUCCAGACAUACUUGAAGUUCACGUUAUAGGCUUGCCACAUGAGCGUCUCGGCGAAGAGGUCUGUGCGUGCGUGAGGCUUAAAGCUGGUGCUACACUUGAAUUGAAGGACGUAAAGGAAUUUUGUAAAGGGCGCAUAGCUCACUUUAAAAUACCAUCGGUGAUUAGAGUGGUCGAUUCGUUUCCGAAAACAGCAUCGGGAAAAAUCCAGAAGUUUAAGUUGAAGGAAAAAUAAAUGUUUAUACGUAAUAAUUAUAUUGCUGUGCAAAUAAAUAAUAA